UUCCCUAUGAUCAUAAUCUUCUUUCUCUUCUCUUCUCUUCAAGCAAAAGAAAAACCUUCUCUCUCUUUCUCCCUAUGAUCAUAAUCUUCAAUUUUUCAAGCUAAAUGAUCCAUUAAGAACCCUACGAUUUCAACAUGAGCAACAGCAACAAUGUAAUUAUCACCACCUCCACCUCCAAUGGCAGUUAACAAUGCCCAUUCCAAUCCGCAAGAUCCCGCUUCCUACUUCCUGAAGCUCACGCGGCAAUACUCCCUGCCGUUGCCGUCCCUGAUAACAGGAGUCCAAACCAAGAUGGCUACUUUAGCCCCUCUGAGGAAUGAAACUCAACUAGUUCAAAGCAUAUGUGCAGCCGUACUAAAGGGCGGCUGGAAGAAUCUCUUGACAUCCAAAACGGGGUCUGGUCUCACCACAACAACCGUUCACCAGGUACUAUUGCAGCUUUCUUUAUAUAAUCAUAGUCCUUCUCUUUCUUGGGCAUUCUUCAAAUGGAUGGAAUCAUCGAUACCUAAUUAUAAACACUCGUUACAAUCUUCGUGGACAAUGAUUCACAUUUUAACCAAGCACCAACACUUCAAGACUGCACAGUGUUUAGUUGAGAAGAUUGCUUACAAGGAUUUCUUGUCAACUCCAUCAGUUUUGAGUGCUCUAGUGAGGCUUCAUGACGACCCAGAUGUGAAUUCUCAUGUUUGUAGCUGGCUUGUGAUAGUUUAUGCGAAUUCCAAGAUGACACAGGAAGCUCUUCAGGUUCUUGAGCACAUGAGGGUACAUGGGUUUAGGCCACAUUUGCAUGCUUGUACUGUCCUAUUGAAUUCUUUGGUGAAGGAUAGGCUGACUGAUAUGGUGUGGAAAGUUUAUAAGAAGAUGGUUAGAAUUGGAGUUGCAGCUAAUAUUCAUGUCUACAAUGUGUUGAUUCAUGCUUGUUGUAAAUCCGGGGAUGUGGAGAAAGCAGAGAAGUUACUAAGUGAAAUGGAAUCAAAAUGUGUUCUUCCUGAUCUGUUCACAUACAAUACGUUAAUUUCAUUGUAUUGCAAAAAGGGUAUGCAUUAUGAAGCUUUGUGUGUUCAAGAUAGAAUGGAUAGGGGACGAAUAAGCCCUGAUAUUGUUACUUAUAAUUCACUUAUUUAUGGUUUUUGUAGAGAAGGUAGAAUGAGAGAGGCACUGAGGCUUUUUAGGGAAAUUAAAAAUGCUACUCCUAACCAUGUGACUUACACUACCUUGAUUGAUGGGUAUUGUAGAGUGAAUGGCCUUGAUGAAGCAUUGAGAUUGCGAGAAGUUAUGGAAGCAAAAGGGCUGUAUCCCACCGUUGUUACUUACAAUUCAAUUCUGUGCAAGUUAUGUGAGGAAGGCAGGAUAAGAGAUGCAAAUAAGCUCCUCAAUGAGAUGAAUGAAAGGAAGAUUGAACCGGACAAUAUCACAUGUAACACAUUGAUUAAUGCUUAUUGCAAGAUAGGGGAUUUACAGUCAGCUUUAAAAGUGAAGAGCAAAAUGGUGGAUGCUGGUUUGAAGCUAGAUAAGUUUACUUACAAAGCGUUGAUCCAUGGAUUCUGCAAAAUUCAGGAGAUGGACAGUGCCAAAGAGCUUUUAUUUAGCAUGCUUGAAGCAGGAUUUUCUCCUAGUUACCACACCUAUUCAUGGCUUGUAGAUGGUUUCUGUGAUCAACACAAGGAAGAGACAGUUAUCAGACUCCCAGACGAGUUUGUACGAAGAGGUCUUUGUGCAGAUAUAUCCUUAUACAGGGCACUAAUAAGGGGAUUUUGCAAAAGAGAAAAGGUUGAUUGUGCUCAAAGAAUAUUUAAGCUCAUGCAAGAGAAGGGCAUACCGGGAGAUAGUGUUACACAUACUAGUCUAGCAUAUGCAUACUGGAAACUUGGAAAGGCAAACGCCGCUUCAGAUAUGUUGGAUGAAAUGUACAGAAGAAGGCUUAUGAUUACAGUGAAAAUUUACAAGUGUUUUAAUGCUUCUUAUGCUGGUGACAGCAGCAUCUUAAGUCUCUUCUGGGAUCAUAUGGUUGGCAGACGCUUAAUGUCAAAGAGUAUAUUAAAAGAUUUGGAGCAGAUAAAUUAACAUUCAUGAGGGAAUCUAAGGCUUGGAAAAUUUGCCAGCUUCAAUGCCUAAUGUUAUUUUUAGGUGACACUGUAUACUGGUUCUCCUCUCAGCAUGAGAUGUCAGAUGUUGAUUGGACUAAGAAGAAGAUGAUUGCAACUAUAUUCUUCCUGACCAUACAAUAAAGUUCUAGAGAACCAAAACUGUGAGGAGAAACUUGAUGUAUAGAAUUGUGCAAGUGUUUUUAAUGUCCAGAAGACAGAUAGCGGCAUGAAGCACGUCUGUUCAUGGCCAAAAUGUGGAGUUCAUUGUAAAAAUAAAGCAGAUGUCUUCUUGCUAAUGCACUGCGACUUCUCUUUGCCAAUUCUCUUUGUUGAUGAGCUGAUAUGUAUAAGGCUUAGCUGGAAUUCAACUGGAAAAGGUUCUGAUGAGAAUGUGAAAUUUCGAAUCAUGAUGCAAAUUAAUGCACAGUUCUGAGAUCUGCAUCAAUUUUUAAGAUAAGCAACCAAAAAAGAAGGCCAGUAUAUUAGUACCUUGAUCCAGAUAGGGAUUUCAAUUUACUGGUUUUAUUCUGGAUCUAGGGUAGAAUUGGAUCUACAGUGGUGUGGAAUGGAGAGAGAGAGGAAGCUCAAGGAAUCUAGAUGCUUAUUAAUUUAUGAGGGAUAUGCUGAUUUCACGCCUCUGGUGAGAGACUAUCACAGACCUUACUAGUCAUAUCAAUGUGGCAAUUUUAUUACGCUAUGGUCUUGAUCUUAACUUGAGUCUCUAAGAUGGAACUGAACUAUUAGUUUCUUAAAGUUGUGCAAGUUCCUGGAAAUCUGGAAUGUUGGUGGUAGUGGUAGCAUUAAUGUGGUAUUAUGAUGGUUAAGCAAUGCUGCAAUUGAAAGGCUCAUGACUUUAUAUUAAAGCUGAUAUUUAAAAUUUUGUAGUAGUAUUUUUCUCUUUUUUAUGACUUCAUUUGCGUUAUACUAUUUGUUGGUAACUGAUCCUUUGGCAAUGGCAAGAGGAGUUAGCAUUUACGUAAAGUGAUUGUCUUCUGGGUUUGUAUCUAUACAAGUCUUUACAGAGCAUUCCUAAGCGACCCAAGAAAAAGCAAUUGAUGAGCAUCAGAAAUCUUGGACAAAUACAAAGAAAUUAUAUUGAUCUUGUACAUGAAACAGUUUGGAGUUGACCUUUGUCUAAAUUCAUAACUCCUUUGCUGCCUCUUCAGAGAAUCCUUGGCAGGUAAGCUCUAGUGACUUUAUACUGUGAAAAUUCAAAUAAGUCUAAUUUCAUCUUUUUUAUCAAAUUAGCUCCUGAAAUUUUUUAUGCAAGUUCAAAUUAGUCCUGCUCUAAUAAAACAUUGUAUUUUUAUUGGUAUUAUAUUAUUUUCUAUAAUUUUUAAAUGUUGACUAUUUUUAAUUAAAACAAAACUUGAAGAACACAAUCAAUAUUCUAGAAAUUAACAAUAAAGCUAGCCAAAAAAUAAAGGACAUCUUCAACCCAGCGCUCGUGUUGUUUAGCAGCUUAAUUGAUUAGAGAUUACCAGAAUGAAUGAACAUACAGCUCAUUUAGCAAACUACACACACCUCAUUUAUUCACUCAAAAAUUUAACCCAGAAUAAAAAUAAUGAUAAUGAUUAUAAAAAAAUAAAUGGUAAGGGGAGAAAUAUAGCAAUGACAUUGAAAGCAUUCUCCCUCAUCAAAGGGCUAAAAAAUCUCAACCUCAAUAAUGGCGAGGCAAAUAGCAUGGUAAGCUUGAAUCUAAUUUUGACAAACGUACAUAUCAAGCAUUGCAUUGGCUUUAAAGCAUGGCAGCUAUAACACCAAAUCAAGAAAUCUCUCAAGGCAUUUGAGCUUAUAGUUGAUCAGAGUUUUUCGGUUGUUUUCUGCUUUUAUACUAACCAACGAGAUGCUGAUUAGGCCAAGGGCCAAGCUCAGGUAAUCACCUUUGAAAAAAAACUCCUUUUAUGCUUUUAGUGUUGCAUUAUCAAAUAAACUCUUUCUCUGCAUAGAGAAAUAACCAGGGAAAUUGUUUUGCUUUGGGAGAAGACUAGCAACACGAUUGACAGGGCUAGCAGUGCUGCUCAAUCAGCACAGGAUUCAGUUCAAGAGGUUAUUUUUCGUUUUUCUUUUUUUGGGGAUCAACAAUAUGAGCUUUGACAAGCAGACAAACACUAUUUUCUAGCUGGAAUGACGUCGAAUUUGCUGAUUAUGUCACUGAGAUCUUCUGGCAGUUAAAAUUAUGACUGUAUUGCUUUGCUGGCAUAUAACAACCACAGGAGUCCUCAGUUGCCUAUCUUCUCGAAGACUCGCAGCGUGAGAUAGUGGCCGACACUGUAAAUGCUAUGCUCUUGUCAACAAAUCCCAAUGUGGAGGAUUUGCAGGCCUGCAUGCGCUCGUAUCUUGAGAGGUUACUCAGGCAGCUUACUGCUUGCUGUUUGGAGAGCAGGUCCCUGAAUAUUGAUCAAGGCGAAGCUUUCCAUUUGCAGAGAGUACUUAACAGUGGCAAGAAGGCCAGGUGCUAACUCACAUGAUCUUGUGACAAUCUCUUCCAUCUUUCACUGUUCAUAUUGCCAGUAAACCGCGGAAAUUUAGCGGCAAAUAAGUCAACAAUCACUGCCAAGUACAGUUGACUUUGACUAGUGAAGCAAAUGGGCAUACAACACAAUAAAUACAAACAUGAAUAAACUCUUUCCUAAUUCAA
Messenger RNA from Manihot esculenta (cassava), 4728 nucleotides. Its product is annotated as pentatricopeptide repeat-containing protein At5g38730. Bases 178 to 2064 code for a protein of 628 amino acids. Gene Ontology annotation, molecular function: protein binding. The record is from RefSeq and is a predicted model, not a curated record. The transcript has 4 exons. Lineage: Eukaryota; Viridiplantae; Streptophyta; Magnoliopsida; Malpighiales; Euphorbiaceae.